UAAAAUUUAAAGUAGGGCCGUUCCUCUCAAAAAAUUGUAAAAUUAUACGUAAAUUCUCCUAAAGUAGACAAAUUCACAAGACUUACCAUGUUCCGGACACUGCUGGUGGCACGCAGUGCAGUGAGUUCAACGAUUAGAUUCCUAGCCGCAGUUCAAGUGCGGAAAACACCUACUCAAAGCGUUUCGCCAAUCUUGGUGUGGCACCGAAGUUACGCAAAUCUGCCCAACAACAAGGAAGCACCUUCAAUGUCCGCAGAAGAAUCCGAGAACGAGGCGACGCCGACGAUCGAUCCAGAAAAGAAGCGGAAGAUUCUUGAGCUGGAAAUGGAAGUCAUGCGUCAGGAAGGCCGAAAGGUUCCUACUCCGGCCAAUAUCAAGGAGGAACACUGGAAGCAUUUGCUAGGACUGAAAUCCAGAAAUCAGCGUCGGCAGUACUAUCUGUACUUGUGGAACACGGAGAUGGCGAAGGAGAGUCAGCAGGCGAAGAAAGCACAAAGGAAGCUGGAGAUUGCCAAGCGGCAGGAGGAACUGAUUCAGGCGAAUGCGGACAAUGACCAUAUUGUCUACGGAUUGUUCCAUAAUACAAUGUUCCUGAGGGUGUACGAUUCGACGAUGGAUCACUGGCACAAUAAUAAAUUAGUCCAAGCGAUGCAAUUUGGACAGAAUCUUGUGGUUGACUGUUCCUAUGACGAUUACAUGAAUGAUAAGGAAAUGCGAAACACGGCAAAGCAACUGACGCUCUGCUUCGCUUUAAAUCGAACACAUAACGAGCCAUUCAACAUACACCAUUGUAAUGCAAAUUUUAGGAAAACCACGAUGAAGACAUUGGAGAAAAGCUUAGUACAAAUUCACGAUACUUCCUUCCCGUUCAACAUAACCGAGAAGAGCUAUCUGGAUUUGUUUCCCAAAGAGAGAUUGGUGUAUUUGACGCCCCAUUGCAAAAACGAUCUGGAAGAAUUCAAUCCGGAUGAUAUCUACAUCGUCGGAGCCAUGGUGGACAAAUCAUCCCAGGAGGCUGUUUCGUUGGGCAAAGCCAAAAAGCAGGGCUUGCGAAUGGCUCGAUUGCCUCUGGAUAGGUACUUUCAGUUCAAGAGUGGCAAAUCGCUAACGAUCGAUCAGAUGAUUCAGAUUUUGAUGGAACUGAAAUCGUCGAACGACUUCGAGAAGGCUUUCCAGCAUGUUCCCCGUAGAAAAAUCGUGCCAUUGGACGAUCAGCAGUUUGAGGAGCAGCAGCGACUGAAAGAGAAGAAGCUAUUGGGGAAGUUUAAGUUCAGCAUGGGUACUUAUUCGGAUCGAAAGUACAAAAAGCGAUAGAAGGGUUCCGGGUACAGAAGGUCAAAUGUUUAAGUUCUGUUUAUUAAGAAUGUUGGGACACUAAUUGAUAGA
Ochlerotatus camptorhynchus is the source of this 1386-nucleotide messenger RNA. It is a transcript of the gene rswl, whose product is annotated as roswell. NCBI's taxonomy places the organism in Eukaryota, Metazoa, Arthropoda, Insecta, Diptera, Culicidae. The record is from RefSeq and is a predicted model, not a curated record. Gene Ontology annotation, molecular function: tRNA binding. The transcript is spliced from 2 exons. The coding region runs from base 88 to 1314 and encodes 408 amino acids. Gene Ontology annotation, cellular component: nucleoplasm; nucleus; mitochondrion. Gene Ontology annotation, biological process: mitochondrial tRNA 5'-end processing; positive regulation of mitochondrial translation.